AAGAGCAAUUCGGGAGGGGGAAGGACAGAAUAACCCGGGGAAAAUCUUCAGAGUGUGCCGGUAUCUGUCUGUAUUGGGAAAUGUAGCGAAUUGUCCUCACUGGGGCAGCAAGUGGCAACGGGGUGUCAUUCACUUGGUUCGCUUUUUUUUACUGUAAACAAAUCGAAGUGUGUCAUCUUUUCACUGGGCUGUGAAGACGCGCAGAGGUUAAUUGUGUUACAAUCCCUUUCCAUUUUACCGAUCACAUAAACAGUUCUUGGUCAUUUCAAGUUGAUCUUCCUGCAGCAGAUUGUAGUGUUCGUUCCAGGAAGUACUCCUGCUCUAAAUCUAAAAGCAAUGGAAUAAUAAAUCUCUUCCUUAUUUCAAGGAUAUUGUAAUCCGCCGCGUGUGUCGUUUUGAAAAUGUCUCUUAUUGAUGACCUUGAUAAUGAGUUGCUGCAGUUGCUGUUUCGGCAGCAGUCUGGAUCACCUCCAGAUGAGGAAUUUGGUGAUGGGACCAAUUUCAUGAUGGACUGGGGACUGGGUGAGCAUGAUAUACUAAAUGACCAUGACACUGAAGAUUUCUUCAACUCCAUCAUCGGUUCUUUUGAGGAUGAGGCCAACACAAUAUCCUGGUCUCCAUUAGAUAGUGACAGUGGAAUAUCAGAAGACAACAAUAACAAUUGCACUCACGAAGAUAGUCCGUCAAGCAGUGAUGUUCCACUGACUGAUAGCCCGUCAUUUUCUGAAGUUGUACAUUCUGACCAUAACUAUUCACUUCAUCAGGACUCACAGACUGAAGUCAAUUGUUUGCUUAGCGUAAGGACUGAGAAUCCUUCAACGGAAACUGACAUCUCAAUUGAUUUAGGUUAGUGUUAAGAAGAGAUU
Molecule: messenger RNA, 866 nt
Organism: Chiloscyllium plagiosum (whitespotted bambooshark)
Lineage: Eukaryota; Metazoa; Chordata; Chondrichthyes; Orectolobiformes; Hemiscylliidae
Source: RefSeq, a predicted model, not a curated record